Molecule: messenger RNA, 666 nt
Organism: Cyphellophora europaea CBS 101466
Lineage: Eukaryota; Fungi; Ascomycota; Eurotiomycetes; Chaetothyriales; Cyphellophoraceae
Exons: 2
Coding region: 1-666 (221 amino acids)
Source: RefSeq, a predicted model, not a curated record
AUGCUCUACACACUCCCGAUCUCCCUCCUGCUCUUCUUCACCCACACGGCCCUAAGCGCCAUCCACACCGUCCAAGCCGGCCCCAGCUUCACAGACCUCAAAUUCACGCCCAACACCCUCACCAACGUCGCCGCCGGCGACGUCAUCGCCGUCAAAUUCGGCGCCGGCCACAACAUCGCACAAUCCACCUUCUCCGAGCCCUGUGUGCCCAUCUCCGGCGACGGCGGCGGUGUCUACUCCGGCCCCUCCCCCAAGGAUGGCCAAACAUUCUCUUUCCGCGUCAACUCGACUGAUUCCGCCUUCUUUUACUGCGCCAUUCCAGGUCAUUGCGAGGCCGGCAUGGCCUUGGCCGUUAACCCCAGCGGCUCUGACACUCUCGAUGCGUACACUUCCGCUGCAUCCAAGGCCACUGGAUCCGCGCCCUCGGGCAACGGGCCUAUUGGCGGCACUUUUGGUGCCCUCAGCGAGAGUAGCAGCAGCAGCUCGGCCUCGGGAUCCGGUCCUACGUCUUCCAGUUCACCUUCCUCCGCUUCUACGUCCGCUUCCGCUUCCGCUUCAGGAUCCCCCUCCCCCUCCGCAAACGGCAGCUCCAUCGCCGCAAGCAUGCAGAUCAGCCUGGUGUUUAUCGUGGGAAUCGUUGCCGGAACCGCGGCAUUCGCGCUUUGA